Molecule: messenger RNA, 2409 nt
Organism: Rhineura floridana
Lineage: Eukaryota; Metazoa; Chordata; Lepidosauria; Squamata; Rhineuridae
Product: vomeronasal type-2 receptor 26-like
Exons: 5
Coding region: 1-2409 (802 amino acids)
Biological process (GO): G protein-coupled receptor signaling pathway
Cellular component (GO): membrane
Molecular function (GO): G protein-coupled receptor activity
Source: RefSeq, a predicted model, not a curated record
AUGCCGAAGAACUACCAGCAUGUUCUCUCUUUGGUAUUUACUGUGAAGGAGAUCAAUGAGAAUCCCAAGAUCCUACCAAAUGUGAGCUUCGGGUUCCAAAUCUAUGACAGCUUCUUAAAUGCAAAAAUGACCCAACAGAACACACUGAAACUUCUCUCCAUGUGGGAAAAGAUUACCCCCAAUUUCAAAUGUGACAAACAAAAGAAUCUGAUAGCUGUUAUUGGGGGACUUAACUCUGAAACCUCACUUCACAUGGCUACUAUCUUAGGCAUCUAUAAGAUUCCACAGAUCGCUAAUUGUGUAUUUGCUCCAGUGAUGAAUGUUAAAACUCAGCUCCCUUCCUUUUAUCGGAUGGUCCCCAAUGAGGCAUACCAAUAUGCAGGGAUUGUCCAUCUACUUAUGCAUUUCAAAUGGACAUGGAUUGGGAUCCUUGCAGCAGAUGAUGAUAAUGGCAACAAGUUUAUGCAGACCUUGAUACCAAAGCUUGCACAGCAUGGGAUCUGUACAGCCCUCAGUGAAAAAACACCUGACAUAUCUCAAGCUAUAGAUAAUUUGAGUUCAUUCAAAUUCAUCCUGUCCAAGGCUGUUUCGCUAACCAUGUCAAAAGUCAAAAUACUAAUUGUAAAUGCUGAAUUUCAGACUAUGACAUGUUUGAUGUGGAUGAUAUAUUUCUAUGGAUUAGUAGAAGAUGUUAGAGAGACUUCUAUAGGUAAAGUGUGGAUUAUGACAGCCCAGUGGGAGUUCUCAUCAGAGACAUUGCAUCGAGCUUUUAAUAACCAUGUCUUCCAUGGUGCCUUGUCAUUUGCAAUCCAUUCAAAUGAAGUGCUGGGGUUUAGGGAAUUCCUUCUGGUCCUCCAUAGGAACUCACAAAAAGGAGAUGAUUUUCUCAGGAUCUUCUGGGAAGAGGCAUUCAACUGCUCAUUUUCUGAUUCCAAUGUGGACAAGCACACUAAUGGUACUUGCACUGGGCAAGAGAAGGUUGAAAGCCUCCCUGGGGCUCUUUUUGAAAUGAGCAUGACUGGCCAAAGCUAUAGCAUCUACAAUGCGGUCCAAGCAAUAGCACAUGUGUUGCAUAAGAUGAAUACAUCCAAGCUGAAAUUCAGAGGAAUAUUCAACACAGGUAGAAUGGAUCCUCCACAUUUAAAACCUUGGCAGCUUAACCCUUUCCUGAGGAGUAUCUCAUUUAACAACACUGCUGGUGACACAGUGUCUUUUGACGAGAAUGGUGAAUUAGCAGCUGGAUUUGAUAUAAUAAACUGGGUUACUUUCCCAAAUCAAUCCUUCUUACGAGUGAAAGUAGGAAGGCUGGAACCUCAGGCUUCACCAGGCCAGAAGUUCAGCAUGAAUGAGGAGAGCAUCACAUGGCACAGUAUGUUUGAUCAGAUGUUGCCUCUAGCAGUAUGUAAUGACAACUGCCACCCAGGUUACAGGAGGAAAAAGAAGGAGGGGGCACCAUUCUGUUGUUAUGAUUGUACUCUGUGUCCAGAGGGGAAGAUUUCAGACUGGAAGGACAUGGAUGAUUGUUACAAAUGCCCAGAAGAUCAAUUUCCAAACAAAGAUCAAAAUCAAUGUCUUCCUAAGCUUCUGAAUUUCCUCUCUUUCUCAGAACCACUGGGGAUUAUUUUAACUUUCUUAGCUGUAUCUUUUUCUCUAAUCACAACUUUGGUGCUAGGAAUUUUCAUUAAGAACCAAAAUACUCCCAUUGUCAAAGCUAACAAUCGAGACCUCACGUUCUCUCUGCUCUUCUCCAUAUUGCUCUGUUUUUACUGUUCUGUACUGUUCAUUGGCCGACCCCAUACAGUGACCUGCUAUUUACGACAAACUGCCUUUGGCAUCAUCUUCUCAGUGGCUGUUUCGUGCAUAUUGGCCAAAACAAUCACUGUGGUUCUGGCUUUCAUGGCCACCAAGCCAGGAUCCAGAAUGAGGAAAUGGGUGGGGAAAAAACUCACAAAUGUUAUUCUUCUUAGUUGCUCUAUUAUUCAAGUGAGUAUUUGCGCUGUAUGGCUAUGCACAGCUCCUCCAUUCCCAGAUGUUGACAUGUACUCUUUGGCUGAAGAAAUUGUAGUGGAAUGCAAUGAAGGGUCUGUCUUUAUGUUUUAUUGUGUCCUGGGUUAUCUGGGUCUCCUGGCCAUUGUUAGCUUCACUGUGGCUUUCCAGGCCAGGAAAUUGCCAGACAGUUUCAAUGAAGCCAGAUUCAUUACUUUCAGCAUGUUAAUGUUUUGCAGUGUUUGGUUGUCUUUUGUUCCAUCUUACCUGAGCACUAAAGGAAAGCACAUGGUGGCUGUAGAGAUCUUUUCCAUCUUGGCCUCCAGUGCUGGGUUACUAGGUUGCAUAUUUUUCCCAAAAUGUUACAUAAUUAUCCUGAGGCCUGAUUUGAAUAGCAAGCAUCAUCUAAUUAGGAGAAAUUAG